Achroia grisella is the source of this 550-nucleotide messenger RNA. RefSeq lists its product as uncharacterized. The transcript has 2 exons. The record is from RefSeq and is a predicted model, not a curated record. Bases 163 to 543 code for a protein of 126 amino acids. Lineage: Eukaryota; Metazoa; Arthropoda; Insecta; Lepidoptera; Pyralidae.
UCAUUACAAUUAUCCGCCAAGUGUUCAUAUUAUUUCAAAAUAAUGUAGACGAUGACGCUGUUCAUAAAGAGAUAUUCAAUAUCAAUAUAAUACAAUGAAGUGACGCUAACUAAUUUUCUUUACAAACCAUUAUUACCAAUUGGUCAUGCCUAUUAAUUCAACAUGAAAAAAGGCCCACAGAACACUAAAAGACACAAUAAGGGAUCUCCAAAUCCACAACUUAUAAAUAAGCCCUUCUGCGAUUGUACAGUAUGCGCUUGCAAUAACUGUCCUGAUAUAUUGCGAAUGCUCGCAAUAACCGUCACUGACAAGUCAUGUGAUUUUGGUCCUAAGGUCAAAGGUAAAACAAAGAAAACAUCGCAAUACUGUAUACCAAAUGUGACAAAUAGACCCAGCCUCACGGGCGUCAUGAACCAUAACCAAGAGUGCGACUGCGAGGUGGUAGCGCGCGCUAUUGGUUCGCACGUCCACACGAACCUUGGACUACCCAAUAGAAAUAAAGUAAACAACCCUACACAAAAAGAAAACCCAUCCAAAAGUUAGAACGCAC